Papaver somniferum (opium poppy) is the source of this 1062-nucleotide messenger RNA. Its product is annotated as transcription factor FER-LIKE IRON DEFICIENCY-INDUCED TRANSCRIPTION FACTOR-like. Lineage: Eukaryota; Viridiplantae; Streptophyta; Magnoliopsida; Ranunculales; Papaveraceae. Gene Ontology annotation, molecular function: sequence-specific DNA binding; protein dimerization activity; DNA-binding transcription factor activity. The transcript is spliced from 3 exons. Gene Ontology annotation, biological process: regulation of DNA-templated transcription. Gene Ontology annotation, cellular component: nucleus. The coding region runs from base 40 to 1062 and encodes 340 amino acids. The record is from RefSeq and is a predicted model, not a curated record.
ACAAAGGAGCGAAAAGAAAGAAGAAAAAAAACUUGCUAAAUGGAUGAUCUUAGAGCACAUGAACCAUCCAAUAUACAGAGCAAUGACUUUGAUCAAGAUUUUGCAAUUAUAGAGAAUUUCGAAGAAUUCAUGGAUCAGAUUAGAGAAGACUUUGACAAACCCAUCAGCAAUUACGCGUCAAUUUAUUGUGAUAGUCAUCAACAAGUUAUUGACAAUGAGCUUAUGUACUUUCUUGAUGGUGCUAAGUACAAUAACCAGUUCUUGUCCACUCCUGAAUAUCUCUUUGAAUACAAUCAACACGGGAGCGCCAGCAAUAUUAGUGGUUGUAAUAUUGUCUCCGAUCCUAAUUUAUUACCAUCAAUUGGUAGUGUUAAAAUUGAUGGACUAUUAGAAGAGGAAGAAAAUGAUAGAGAUGAUUAUUCCUCUGGAAAUACAAACACACCUAGACCAUCAUCAUCUUUGAAGAGAAGUACCAGUACAUUGUUGGUGGAUGGUUCAAGUUCGGAACGAAAGAGGAGAAGUUGGAUGAAACAGAAGCUUUACUCUUUGCGUGCUUUGGUUCCAAACAUCACCAAGAUGGAUAAGACGUCAAUCAUAGGUGAUGCGGUGUCUUAUGUUCAAGAUUUACAAAUGCAAGCCGAGAAACUAAGAUUCGAAAUAACAAACCUUGAAUCCUCAUCGGCGAAUAAAAGAGAAAGUAUACUGAACUUAGUCGAAAGUCCAAAAAAGAACCAAACUCCAGGACAUAAAAAUAUGCAUCAAAGUUGCAAGAAAAUUGUGAAAAUGGAUGUGUUCCAAGUAGAUGAAAGUUUGUUUCAUGUAAGAAUAGUUUGCAACAAAGGAGAAGGUGUGGCAUUAUUUGUAUACAAAGCUCUUGAAUCAUUAACUUCCUCGGAUGUUCAAAGUUCAAAUUUCAGGACUUAUCCUGAGAGAGUGGCUUUUACAUUCAUGGUCAAUCUUAGAGAGUGUGCUGAAAAAACUGUGGAAUUAUCAAACUUGACUACAUGCCUGAAUAGUGCUCUUCUCGACCAAGGAUUUGAAUACAAAUUAAGCAAUGUUUAG